UCGCUCCGUGGGUCCACAGACGUGGACCUCACUUUAGAGCCGGCCAUUUCAUCACACUUGUACUUUUCUAGUCAUUCAAACUUGAUUUCCACAUCUGUGGACCUUGUAGUUCACAUUUCUGCCACUUGGAACGAUCUUUUUCACUCCAUUCACCAGCUGUUUACAUUCUAGCAUUUUGUCUGUUAGUGAUGGCCGACUUCUACUGACUUUGCACAGGUAAAUAUUUGUUUAUUAAUACUAUUGUUGAUAGAUAAAGCUGUUAUAUUUUUUUAUGUUGAAUGAAGUGUUGUAGAAUGCAUAUGUCAUUUUAUUGGUGUAAAAUAAUUCAAAUUAAAUUGUCUAUUAGUGCCUGAAAUUGAGGUCCACAACUGUGGACUUCAGGUCUGUAGGCCUACUAUUAUGAAUGUAAUAGGUUAUGAAUCCUAUCAUAUUUUUAGUCCAAAAUAAACAUCAAAACUAUAUGUGUUGAAUUUAGAUGGCUUGAAUUCAUAAAUAAAAUUAUUUUAUUACAUUACAUAUUAACCUAUUACAUAGGUUAUGUUGUUAUUAUGAAUUUAAUGGGUUAUGUUCUUUGUCACAGAAACGCUAAGGAAAUGGAGUUUCUAAAUGACGACGCAAUUGUUAGACUUCUGGAAGAUAGCGAUGCUGAUCUAUCAGAUGGAGAUUAUGUGGAUAUUGAGAUAGGAUUAGACGAUGAAUUCGAGCUAGAGCCAUUUGAUGAGGAAGUGGAAAUUCCUCCAGCAGCUGCCAGUAAAACUUCUACUGAGGAGGGUACUGAUCUUACAUCAAGCAAGACUGAAAAUCUUCCUCAUCCUCCAGAAGCAAGGGAGAAAAAAUGGAAAAAUAAAAGAAUGGAGCAAAGAGACCUUCCCAUUGAUGAGAAUUUGGAAGCAAACUAUGAGGAUGAGAAGGGCCCACUCACUGGAAGCAUUUUUCGAAUAUCUUCCUAUUGAGCUCUGGCAGAAUAUUGCAGAAAACACAUGCCUCUACUCUGUACAAAAGAGAGACAUGCGAUCAGUGAAAACAACGACCGAGGAACAGAUACAUUUGGCAGGAAUCCAUUUAGUCAUGAGUUGUCUUUGUUACCCUCAAAUAAAAAUGUAUUGGCAGAAAGACUUUCUUGUACCAAUAAUUAGUGAAUGCAUGAGUGAGGAUCGAUUUUUUGAACUUAGGAGAUAUCUACAUUUUGUUGAUAAUGAAGCCCCACAUGAUGGUAAUGACAGAUUGUGGAAAGUAAAACCCAUCUUGGAUGCAGUGAAAUCCAAGUUGGAUACUCUGCCUCGAUCUGCUCAUCUGUCUUUGGAUGAGCAGAUGAUCCCAUUUUCAGGGAAAUGCAUGAUGAGGCAGUGUGUCCCUUCCAAGCCC
Nilaparvata lugens (brown planthopper) is the source of this 1365-nucleotide messenger RNA. RefSeq lists its product as uncharacterized. The coding region runs from base 549 to 953 and encodes 134 amino acids. The transcript is spliced from 2 exons. The record is from RefSeq and is a predicted model, not a curated record. Lineage: Eukaryota; Metazoa; Arthropoda; Insecta; Hemiptera; Delphacidae.